GGUUUAUUGAAAGCUCUGGCUAUAGGUAGUUACACUCAGUUUUUAAACCAUGAAGGUCUUAGUCUUAUUUCUAUGCAUGGUGGUACUCUCUGUAGCUAAUGCAAAGCCAUCACCGGAAGACAUAGAACUAGUAUUUUCUGACAGAUCGAUAGAAGGGGCAAGCAGCGAAUCUAAAGAAGAAUUUGAGAAAAUAGUAGCCGCCGCAUCCCCAGGUGCAGCGAGAAGAACUCGAGACACAGAAGAUUGGUAUUUAGAGUGCAUGUGCUCUUUUAAUUCGGAAGAGAGUUCAAGCAGCGAGCCGGGAGAGUUCUACUUCUGCCCGUGUUCUUCUGAAUCGGAAGGAGAACCACAAAAAUAACUAAUUUUUGAUCCGCAACCAGUGAUUUGCUCUAAUUGGCAAAAGAGAAAAUGAGAACUUAUAACAUUAUGUCCUAGCAUAUGGAAU
This is a messenger RNA of Biomphalaria glabrata, 445 nucleotides long. RefSeq lists its product as uncharacterized. The coding region runs from base 50 to 358 and encodes 102 amino acids. NCBI's taxonomy places the organism in Eukaryota, Metazoa, Mollusca, Gastropoda, Planorbidae. The record is from RefSeq and is a predicted model, not a curated record. The transcript has 10 exons.